This is a messenger RNA of Pipistrellus kuhlii (Kuhl's pipistrelle), 4237 nucleotides long. RefSeq names its product Zic family member 5 (gene ZIC5). Gene Ontology annotation, biological process: regulation of transcription by RNA polymerase II; central nervous system development. Lineage: Eukaryota; Metazoa; Chordata; Mammalia; Chiroptera; Vespertilionidae. The record is from RefSeq and is a predicted model, not a curated record. The coding region runs from base 2087 to 4006 and encodes 639 amino acids. The transcript is spliced from 2 exons. Gene Ontology annotation, molecular function: RNA polymerase II cis-regulatory region sequence-specific DNA binding; DNA-binding transcription factor activity, RNA polymerase II-specific. Gene Ontology annotation, cellular component: nucleus.
UCCACCUUUGCCUGGAUGGCUUGAGAUGGUUUUGAGUCUUUCAAACGAAAUUGUAAAAGAUCUUGUCCUCUCCAAAUACAGAUGUGGAUUUUGUCACUGUUGCUUAUUUUUAAAAUUUCUGUUGUGUUUGCACUCAAACCUUUUUUAUUCCCCCAUAUUUGAAUUUCAUCAAAAAUUAAAAGAAAAGCAACACAUUUGAAAUCUGAUUGUAUUUUACUUGUUUGUCUGUGUUUUAUAAAAGAGAAAUGACAUUUCCUGGGCUCAUAGGGAAGUUUCCUGUUACACAUUGUUCACAUCAAUGUAAAUGGGGCUGUGGAAUCAGGGCUUUGGAAAACAUGUCUUACCUCUUCCCAGGGCCAUCUCCUGGAGGAUGGUUUUGUGCAGUCUACUUUUGUGUGAAAAUGAAUUAAACUAAUAACAUUUCAUUGUAUCCCAAAAGAAAAAAAAUCAUUUAUCAAUUUCCCCCUCUAAAUAAUGUUAUGCAGGGCAACAAAAGGAAAAUUAAAACCUCUGACUUUAAAUCUUGAGCAUCUUGGAACAUCACACAAUUUUAAUAGCUUAUUUUUAAAAGCUGAAGUGACACACUGGGCAGUAAGAACCCUAAAGAUUGGGAGAAUGCAACAAUCCCCCUCCCCACCCCCGCCUAAAAGUGAUGCAGAAACGCUUUUAAAACUACUUUGAUGGCAAAUCGCUUGAAAGAUAUGGAUUUCAUUCUUUAAAAAAGCCAGUUUUUAUGGUUUUAAAAUAAAACAUCUCGCUUGCUAGUUCAGCUAUCAAUUAUUAGACCAUUGAUAGCAAGGUAAAAGGCAAUUCAAUUAUUAGUAAAUAUAUAAUGAAGACAUUGCUUGAUUUAAAAAUAAUUAUUUUCUUGGAUCAAUUCUAAUUCAUGGGUCUUUCGAAGAAACUGAGGCACACACGUGGAGUACAUUCUGGGCUGGAAGGAGAGAUUCUGCUCAAAGGAUAUUAUUUACUUAGCUGCUUCCUUCUGGAGAGAUGCUGUUGGCCUGCUCUGCCACUGUAUCUCCCAGAGGCAAAAGUUAAAAUCGCUGCCCCAGAUCCCGCCUCCUCCCCCCCGCCCCCUCCCCCCUUAAUUGGAAGUGGCAGAUCCAGAUCCGGUGAGCAGUGAGAUUAUAUUUCGAGCCAAUUCCUUUGAAGCAUAUUAAAAAGGACUCCAUGAGCUAAAAAGUCGAGGUAACACAUUUCCUUUUGGGAAAGAUGUAUUUUGACUUCCUUUGGUGCUUAUAGCGGAGCCAAACUGCUCAGAUUGUUUUACAACCCAUAGGAUUUUAAUACCCUUCCUCAUUCCGUCUCCCCAUCCGUGAGCCCUGCGUGAGCGUUUGGCAGACUGGUGUCCUUCCCAAACAAGUUUCCAGCAUCAUCUCUACCAGCAGGAGGACGGGCGACCCUCUCAUCGCCCUCUUUCUUCAGCGUAGCCUGGGGCCCUUCCAGGGGAGGAGGAAGCGUGUGCGUGUUGGAAGGGGCUCUGCGCGCGGUGAGGCGGAGGGUUUGAAGUCCCCCCUCCGACCCCCCCACCUCCGCCUUUUGUCCCCGGCGGGGGUCCCCAGCGCUCAGCCACCACUCGCCCUGCGGCCGCGUGCCGGCGCGCGCUCUCCGCCGGGAGCGUCUGGGAAACGCGGGGCGCUGCGCGCGCAGGCCCGGCGCAAACUUUCUGCAAGUGCAACUCGGCCGUCCCCGGGGAGGAGGGGGUGCGGGGCUCCGGGGGAGGAGGGGGGAGGGCGCCGAGCGAGAGCUGAGGCGGCCGCGAGCAGCGGGGCGGACUCCCGCUGGGCCGAGGGUCUGAAAGGGAGCCAAUCGGGCAGCCGCGACGGCUGCCAAUCACGCGGCCCUCUCCAAUCCCACCCGUGCCAUUUCCCAAAUCUUGGUCCCACUGUGCGAGCUCGGAUGUGGUGUUCACUCUGCCAAUCGCUGGAGGACGGAGUGGGGACGGGAAUGGGCAGAGUUAGGAGACCAGGACAAAAGAAGUUAAAGAGCCCCUCAUAUAUGUAUCCAUGUUUUUGGAGGAGGGCAGAGGGGGGGAAAAAAAGUUACCCCAGGGAGGGCCUAUGGGUUUGACGGUGUGGUUCUGAUGGAGCCCCCUUUGAGCAAGAGGAACCCGCCCGCGCUGAGAUUAGCGGACUUGGCACCGGCUCAGGCCAACAGGCCUCUCCAGACUAUGACAGGCUUCCCCGCGCUGGCCGGCCCGCCCGCCCACUCCCAACUUCGCGCCCUCGCCGCGCACCUCCGCCCUCAGGACCCGGGCGCUGACCUCGGAGUGGCCAUCACUCCGCUCGGACCCGAGCACAUGGCCCAGGAGAGCGCCCUCCGCCUCAGCCCUCCCUCCCAGGCGCCCCCGGCGCAGCCCGAGGCUCCCGCGGCCUCGGCGGCGCGCCCCGGAGCCGGCACCGGCACCCACCCCGGCGGCGGCGGCAGCGUGCUGCCCUCCGCGCCACCGCCCCCGGCCCCUCCUCUUCCUCCCUCCCCUUCGCCCCCUUCCCCUCCCCCUCCUCCCCCUCCUCCUCCUGCCCUCUCGGGCUACACCACCACCAACAGUGGCGGCGGCGGCAGCAGCGGCAAAGGCCGCAGCAGGGACGUCGUCCUCCGGAGGGACCUCUCCGCCACGGCCCCCGCGGCGGCGGCGGCGGCCAUGCACGGGGCCCCGCUCGGAGGGGAGCAGCGGCCCGGCGCCGGCUCCCCCCAGCACCCGGCCCCGCCUCCCCCCUCGGCCGGCAUGUUCAUCUCGGCCAGCGGCACCUACGCGGGCCCGGACGGCGGCGGCGGCGGCGGCGGGGGCCCGGCGCUCUUCCCCGCGCUGCACGACCUGCCGGGCGCUCCCGGCGGCGGCCACCCGCACCCGCUCAACGGCCAGAUGCGCCUGGGCCUGGCGGCGGCGGCGGCGGCGGCGGCGGCCGAGCUGUACGGCCGCGCGGAGCCGCCCUUCGCGCCCCGCUCCGGCGACGCGCACUACGGGGCGGUGGCGGCCGCGGCAGCCGCCGCCCUGCACGGCUACGGAGCCGUGAACUUAAACCUGAAUUUGGCCGCAGCUGCAGCGGCUGCAGCCGCGGCGGCGACCGGGCCGGGACCCCACCACCUGCAGCACCACGCGCCGCCCCCGCCGCCGCCGCCGCCGUCCGCGCCCGCGCAGCACCCGCACCCGCACCACCCCCACCUGCCGGGGGCGGCCGGGGCCUUCCUGCGCUACAUGCGGCAGCCAAUCAAGCAGGAGCUCAUCUGCAAGUGGAUCGACCCGGAGGAGCUGGCCGGCCCGCCGCCGCCGCCACCGCCCCCGGCCGGCGGCGCCAAGCCCUGCUCCAAAACGUUCGGCACCAUGCACGAGCUGGUGAGCCACGUCACCGUGGAGCACGUGGGCGGCCCCGAACAGAGCAGCCACGUCUGCUUCUGGGAGGACUGUCCGCGCGAGGGCAAGCCCUUCAAGGCCAAGUACAAGCUCAUCAACCACAUCCGCGUGCACACGGGCGAGAAGCCCUUCCCCUGCCCCUUCCCGGGCUGCGGCAAGGUCUUCGCGCGCUCCGAGAACCUCAAGAUCCACAAGCGCACUCAUACAGGGGAAAAGCCUUUCAAAUGUGAAUUUGACGGCUGCGACAGGAAGUUCGCCAACAGCAGUGACAGAAAGAAACACUCCCAUGUCCACACCAGCGACAAGCCCUACUACUGCAAGAUCCGAGGCUGUGACAAGUCCUACACCCACCCGAGCUCCCUGAGGAAGCACAUGAAGAUUCACUGCAAGUCUCCACCGCCUUCUCCGGGAGCCCUUGGCUACUCGUCCGUGGGGACUCCCAUGGGCGCCCCCUUGUCCCCUGUGCUGGACCCAACAAGGAGUCGCUCUAGCACUCUCUCCCCUCAGGUGACCAACCUCAACGAGUGGUACGUUUGCCAGGCCAGCGGGGCCCCCAGCCACCUCCACACACCUUCCAGCAACGGAACCACCUCCGAGUCUGAAGAGGAGGAGAUGUACGGGAACUCUGAAGUUGUGCGGACGAUACAUUAGAAUGUAUGAAUAAAUAAUAACAAGUAAAAAUAGCAAAUGGGACUUCUUGGACUAUCUCCUAACCUGAGACAAUGCUGAGCCUGGGAAAAUCUGUGACUCAGACUUGCCACCGGGUCUAAUUAGCCCUAUUUAUUUGGUAUGAAACCCUAUGGUGUUUGUACAUUUAAUUAAUUUAAUUAAGAUAUUUGGGCAUUCUCUCCCCUCUCCCCCUCCUAGAAAACAAAAAACAAC